Salvelinus sp. IW2-2015 is the source of this 1986-nucleotide messenger RNA. The record is from RefSeq and is a predicted model, not a curated record. Lineage: Eukaryota; Metazoa; Chordata; Actinopteri; Salmoniformes; Salmonidae.
CUUGCCUCAAGAACAUUUUUGGUGUGCUGGAGCAGCUGAAAAAAACCCUGCCGAAGACCAAAACGAACAAAAAAAAGUAAUAAUACUGUAUAUGCACGAACUGUUUUGACUGGCAAGCAUACGUGUGUCCAUGCGUACGGAGGGAGGACUGAAGGCAGCUGUUUCCAGCAGAGCAGAGACCUACAACAUGUGAGAAGAUGUCUGUUGGAGGCUGCGCUUGCCCGGGCUGUUCGUCUAAGUCGUUCAAGCUGUACUCCCCCAAGGAGCCCGGCCCUAACGGCAGUGCCUUCCCCCCCUUCCACCCCGGCACCAUGCUGGACAGGGACGUGGGGCCAACACCAAUGUACCCCCCGUCAUACCUAGAGCCUGGCAUGGGGAGACCAACACCAUACGGCAACCAGACAGACUACAGGAUAUUUGAGCUCAACAAACGGCUACAAAACUGGACAGAGGACUGUGACAAUCUCUGGUGGGAUGCCUUCACCACAGAGUUCUUUGAGGAUGAUGCCAUGCUCACRAUCACCUUUUGUCUGGAGGACGGGCCCAAACGAUACACUAUCGGCCGGACAUUGAUCCCGCGGUACUUCCGGAGUAUCUUUGAAGGUGGCGCCACUGAGCUGUUCUACACAUUGAAGCACCCUAAAGAGUCCUUCCACACUAACUUUGUGUCUCUGGACUGUGACCAGUGCACCAUGGUUACACAGAARGGCAAGCCCAUGUUCACACAGGUGUGUGUGGAGGGCCGUCUGUACCUGGAGUUCAUGUUUGACGACAUGAUGAGGAUCAAGACGUGGCAUUUUAGCAUCAGACAACAUAGAGAAGUCCUGCCUCGCAGCAUACUGGCCAUGCACGUGCAGGACCCUCAGAUGCUGGAUCAGCUGGCUAAAAACAUCACAAGAUGUGGCCUGUCCAACUCCACACUCAAUUACCUCAGGCUGUGUGUGAUCUUGGAGCCGAUGCAGGAGUUGAUGUCCAGACACAAGACCUACAGUCUGAGUCCCAGAGACUGUCUCAAGACCUGCCUCUUCCAGAAGUGGCAACGCAUGGUGGCCCCACCAGCUGAGCCUGCCAGACAAGCGCCCAACAAGCGGAGGAAAAGGAAGAUGUCUGGCGGGGCAACAUGAGCCGCUGGUGGAGGAAACAACAGCAAGAAGAAGAGUCCUGCAAACAACUUCCCUCUCUCCACACAGGAUGUGAUGAUGGUGGGCGAGCCCACACUGAUGGGAGGGGAGUUCGGAGACGAAGAUGAGCGUCUGAUCACGCGGCUGGAGAACGGUCAGUUCGACACGGCUAACGGAGCGGGGGGCCUGGAGGACGAGGACAGUUUUGGUAGCUCCCCUGCUCUGGGGGGCGCACACUCCCCCUGGAACAACAAGACGCCCAGCAGCCAGGACAGCAAGAAUGACGCACAGUAGAGCCACAACCAUAAACCCUAACUCACCACCCAGAUACGCUACUCAUCUACCUGCAAAAUGAAUCCCACUCAUGCUCUCUCUCGCACAUGCUCAGUGGUGCUCAACCCCGGCCCUCUUCCCCAUGCUCAUCAGUGCUAGGCCUGACUCUGUUCUGUUUGUGUGUGUGUGAGAGAGCCUGUGCUUACUGGUCAGAGUGUUUGAGUCAGAGCUGGGUUCGGCCUUCUAUGAUCAGUGCUAGCUAGCCAUGUUGGCCAUUUUGCUGGCGGACAUAUUGGCGGGUUCUUGUUCCAACCUCGGGUCUCUGGGUGUAUUGCCUUGACAGCCGUACCUCUAUUUCUGUUGUGCUCACCUCACAGGGAAGGAAUACCUAUCUUUUAUUUAUUAUCUCUUAGAUUUUAGCAGAGUAAAACGUAUUGUGUGCACUACAGCAUAAAUCCAACGUUCAGUUUUUAAAAAACUAAAUUAUUUGUUUUGUAGGACCUGGUUGGAACAAAAACCUGUACACUGCCGGAGCUUGAGGACCGGAGUUGAGAACCGCUACGCUAAACCUAAAACACACACAACACACGCA